This is a messenger RNA of Linum trigynum, 2926 nucleotides long. Lineage: Eukaryota; Viridiplantae; Streptophyta; Magnoliopsida; Malpighiales; Linaceae. The record is from the annotation of a GenBank genome assembly.
UAAUACACAUCAAUGAGAAUGUAACGAGUGAUAAUAUAGUCCAAAAAUAAUGUUAUUUAUUUAAAUAUGCAUGUUUUUUCCUCUGUUAAUUCAUUUACGAUUUUCAAUUUGUAAAAAAAUAACUUGCUACCGACAAUUAAUUGAAGUACCAUGACAUUUCAUCCGCAUAAUAACUCGAAUCAUUGUCUCGAUUCACUUAUAACUAAAUGACAAAUUUAGUACUUUAAAUAGCAUGACACGUGACAAGUAACUUUUCUUUCUUUCUAACAUGGUAAAAUUUUGAUCCGAUUUGAACGGAAAAUCAACACGGCAUUGGCAAAACAUGGCCGAGUAAUACUCUGCUCAAUCGAGGGGCAAACUCGGGAAAUCGAAGCAUCAGUGGAAAGAGUAGUUUUUUUUUUUGCUGGUAAUAGUUAGUGGGGAAGAGUAGUUAGUGGACACAAAACGUGCUUAGCGUCGUCUCUCCCAACCAAUCCGGGCGCUAGUGACAGAAGAAACACGGCCAUAUUUCUCUUUCGCCCACACGCUAACCUUUUAUUAAUCUAAUUGAUUUAUUCUUCUCCGUCUUCCCACGAUCUUAAUUAGUUUCUCCUCCCCACACAGAAGAAGCCAAAAAGAGGGAAAAACAAUACAUCCGUCUAGCAAUUUAUUCCCCCUUCUAAAACCCCCACAAUUCCGAUCAAUCAAUCCAAAAAACGAAAAUGGUACCAAUUCACGCUCAGAUCAUCCGGCGGCUGGCGUCGCUACACUGGCGGCUCUUCCUCCAGGCGGCGGCGUGGACCACUCUCCUCAGCUUGACCGUCGCCGUCGCCUCCUUCGCCCCUGAAUUGGCCUUCGUAUCCUCCGUCUCCUCGUCCUCCUCCGCCCCCUCCGCCUCCGCCGCGCGGUGGCUGUUCUCGCGGACGGCGCCGGCGUGUACAGGGGCGGGAAUGGUGGGGCUGCCGAUCAUGGAAUCGCCGAGAGAGGUGAUCUGCCUGCCGGGGCACAUGGUGAAGAGGUCGAAUUGGGAUUUCUUCGUGCCCACCGUCUUCGCCGCCCUGGUGGUCAGCGGAUCCGCCUGCUUGGUCCGAUCUCUGGGAUUGUGGGGCGACGUGGUUCGUCAGAACUGAAGUUAAUUAGUUAGUCAUACACCGCCAUUUUUGUUUUUUUUUUCAGAUUCAGAAUAGUUUGAUUGUUGAUCAAUUCUUUGGGGAUGUGAGUUUUUUCAGACAAAUGCGCAUUCCCUGGAAUUUUUUUUAUCCACGUUUUGAUCCCACCGCUAGCGGCAGGCGGCGGUUUCCAAUGUACGUACAGGCGGCCGGUAUUUCGCGGUUUCCAGGCGCCGUGGCAGUUCCAUCGUUUCCUGUCACUGUAGAUUUUUUUUUUAUAGUUUGCCAAUGUAGUGAAUUGAGUUUAUAAAUAAAGAACUGGAUUGGAUAAACUUGUUUAUUUCAGCUAGCUAUAGAACUAAUUGUGCAAUUAAAGCUCGAGGGCUGGAUCAUGGUGAUUAUGAAUGUAUAUAACAAUUUAAAAAUCGGGAAUCAUUGCAAGUCUAGCUUUCUUAGUGGGUUCACCUCACUCCAGGGUAGAUUGUUAGUAUGUCUGGCUUGAGGAUUAGAGAGAAUCGGAGAUCUCAUCCAUACCUAUACACAUAACUUUCUCCCCCAAAAUUGAAUCAAGGCAUUUGAGAUUCGAGUUUUUAGUACUUGUUGGAUCAAUAUAUAAUUACAUUAUAUAGUAGUUAAGUUUUUAAAAAAUUGUUCGGCCCAACUAAUUAUAUAAUAGUUAAACUAGAAUAGGGCCCGGCUUCUUGGCCGGGAGAGUUUGAUUUUCAUGUGUAUGUGUAGUAAACAUUGAGGAUUGAAGUAACAAUUUAAUUUGGUAAGUUCUCCAUGAAUAAUAUACGAAAGUAUUUAAUGUAUUUGACUAAUAAAGUUUAAAAAAUGAAAAACAACGCCCAACUACACUAAUGUAAAUUCAUAUUUCAAACAAAGUCAUAUCUAUAUAAAAAUGUCUAAGAAGAACAAUGAUAAGAGUUGUUUUACAUCACACAUACAUAAUCAAUCUUCAAUAUACGAUAAAUUUUUUUGCCUUUUCCAUUGACUUUCGUGUAUUCAAUGAUAUAAUGAAACAAACCAUAUGUUUAGAGUGUACUUAAAAAGAAACAAGCUAACUCACACAGUCAUGGUUCCAUUGAUUUUAGUGUAUUCUAUGAAAUAAUGAAACAAAGCAUGCAGAUCUCUAGCUGCAAGUUCAACUAAUAGAGCAACACAUAAAAAGCUAAAUCAAAGCGAAAAUAAGACAAAAACUAAAAGCAGCAUACCUAACAUUUUGGGGGAAAUCCACAACAAUAAAAGUCACUGUAUGAACACUUGAUAAUGAUUUGAACACUUGUGAUAUAUGAGUAGUGAAAGUUAAUAAAAGUCAUUGUAGCUCUUACUCAAGUUAGAAAGACUUUGAUUUAAUGGUAAGUAAACAAUGAUAUGUAGUGCUUAAGAGGGAAGAUGAGACCUUACAUUGUUUAUUAAUAUGCAUCUUAGUUUCAUAAAUUUUACAUCAUUAAAAAUUUAUGUGCUGAAUAGAAACCCAUCCAAGUUUGGAGCCAUUGUAAAAUGUAAGUUAUGAGGCAAAUGAAAAGUCUCAAGCAAGGUUGUCAACCCGCGGGUUGACCCGGGCCCGGUGAAUCUAGUGAGUCAAGGGUUAAUGGGUCACCCGGUUUAGCCCAAAAAUAUGGUAAUAGUCAUUAUAUUAUACUUAUCUUGAUAAAUUAUAUCAAAUCUCAUCUAACAUAUGAGUUAUAACAUAUAAUAUUACACUAAAAUAACAUGUCGUACUUAGAUCCAACAUAUAGUGAAAAUUCACACACAAUUAUAUAACAACAAUAUUCAAAUGUUCAACUUAGGAUUCCAAAGAUUGAGUUAGGCGAAAAGAAAAUUGAAAAAUAGGC